AGAGCACAAAUGGUUGCAAGCCACGUUCCCAUUUGCAAUUGCCUUUUAACCUGAGAAUAAAUAAAUAAGCACGUUUAGGAACAACCCAUAUUCAGCCAACAUGCAUUUACAAGAUUACCUCAGAAACGACGAAAAUGCAUCAUCACCAGGCGAUGGUAAUCACAACCAUACAUGUCAGCCUCCUUGCAAUCAGGAGCAGUACAUAAGUCUUAAUCGUGAUUGCCAGAAGAAUCUGUUUAGGCUUCAUCCACCGCCCCCAUCGAAACCACCGCCGCUCGCGGGUGCUAUCCUGCAAUCCCGUCUUUUAAAGCAGAUCAGCUCGGGGGCGAAUGCAGAAAACGCAGAAGCACUAGAGGAGCACCGAUAUCCAAAUGCCCUGCAGAGGUCGGCCACUUUGCCAGCGAAGCACAACCGCCUAGGGGUUCGUAGCCGCGUUACUUUUAAGGUUCCAUCGUCCAUCACCCCUGCAGUUGAUCCCGGUUCAGAACCUGAUCCAGGCCAAAAUCAGGUCGUUGCUGCCGAAAGGGACGGAAUCGUGCUAAAUCCCAAGGAGAGGGAAUCUUGCAAAAUGACUUCUGAAGAUUUGCUGCAGCCGGGACAUGUUGUAAAGGAACGUUGGAAGGUGGUGCGUAAAAUCGGUGGAGGCGGUUUUGGAGAAAUUUACGAGGGACAAGACCUUAUAACUCGAGAACAAGUCGCCCUUAAAGUAGAAUCCGCCCGCCAGCCUAAGCAGGUGCUUAAAAUGGAAGUAGCCGUUCUAAAGAAACUACAGGGGAAGGAGCAUGUAUGUCGAUUCAUCGGAUGUGGACGAAAUGAUCGUUUUAACUAUGUGGUAAUGCAGCUUCAAGGAAAAAACUUAGCUGAGCUUCGCCGCGCUCAGCCGCGUGGCGCAUUUUCGCUUAGUACAACACUUAGGUUAGGGUUACAAAUUCUGAAGGCCAUUGAAUCUAUACAUUCUGUGGGAUUUCUUCAUCGUGAUAUUAAACCGAGCAACUUUUCCGUGGGUCGAUUGCCUUAUAAUUGUCGACGCGUCUAUAUGCUAGACUUUGGAUUGGCACGUCAGUAUACCACUGGUACUGGAGAAGUGCGUUGUCCAAGAGCUGCAGCUGGAUUUCGCGGCACCGUUCGCUAUGCUUCUAUAAAUGCACAUCGCAAUAGGGAAAUGGGACGGCACGACGAUCUGUGGUCUCUGUUCUAUAUGCUCGUGGAAUUCGUAAACGGACAACUACCGUGGCGAAAAAUAAAAGACAAGGAACAAGUUGGGUUGACAAAAGAGAAGUACGACCACAGAAUACUGUUAAAACAUUUGCCGUCAGAUUUAAAGCAAUUUUUGGAGCAUAUUCAAUCUCUUACCUAUGCAGAUCGACCGGAUUACGCGAUGCUUAUCGGUUUAUUUGAGCGGUGUAUGAAAAGACGCGGCGUCAAGGAGUCUGACCCUUACGACUGGGAAAAGGUGGACUCUGCAACUAUUGGCAACAUAAGUACAUCAGGCAAUCCGCCAGUUCCUGUUAAAAAUGAUUACAUUCACGGGAAUAUAACACAAAUGACCGUGGCAGCAUCUAACGCAAGCGGAACGGAAUAUGUCAGAAAGAGAGGUGAUAUCGAAACCGCUCAUAUUACAGCGACCGAGCCCUUACAUAUUAAAGAAAAGGUUGAUAAAAACUGCAACGCAACCACACUGGCAUUUCAACCAAAAACAUCAGGAGAAGCCAACGUACAACUUGGUUGUACUGCAAAUAAUCAAAAUAUCACACCGAAAGGAAUGCUCCAGCAGCAGGCCGCGUUAGCUAUAAACUCUCAAGCGGCAAUACCACACAUGCAAAGUGUACCAAUCAAGUCACCAAUGGUAGGGAUGGGAAGCCAUGAUGUGCAGGUUCAUACAAAGAACUCUCAACCUCAAAAAGGGGCUGCAUCUUUUUCCUCUACGAAUCAAAACAAUUCCGCGCCGGUAUACGGCAAUUCUUAUCUACAAUUGGAAGAUAAAGCACCAAAUAUGUUUUUACCAACAAAACCAAAUGCAGAGUCCGAAAGUACAGUUGACGUCGCUCCUAAAAGUAUAUUUGAAGAGAAAUUCGUGGAUUCAAAUGACGCUGAGUGUGCUAAUAAAGCUUUCCUGUCUGGGGAACAACAGCAACAAAAAUCGCAAGUGAAAAAGCUGAAUUUGCCAGAGUCCGCCAACCAGCAAGUACAGAAACUGGAAAACGUAGCAAACGAAAAGAGCUCCGAAGACAAACGAGCAUCGCAGGAACCGAAAUCAACCUUUGGGCGACUCCGUGUGCUUACAGCUCCUCCAAUGAGUGUACAUGAUCUAACAACGGGGGGCCACAUCCAACAAGGGACUGAUUUAUCAAUAAAACAAGAUCCCUCAAGCUCCAAUGCUGGUCCAGCCGCCGGGAACAGCUCGUCCUCCAAACUUGCCAUUAACCAGCAUGGUCAAAUUUUUGGAAUAACUCUCAUGCCACAAGUUAAUCGACGUUCGGCAACGUCUACCAAUUUAAGACCAUCUUCCUCUGGCGGAAACACAAAUCCAAUUCAUAGAAUCAAUAUUGGAUCAGCAGGUGGUGGAGGUGGAACUGGAAGCAACACCGCCAGAAGCAGUGUUGCAGGUGAUCAUUCGGUGACUCAAUUUGCUUUAAUAGACGACGAGAAUGUCUCAGCAUUACAACAGGUAACCAAAGGCGGAGCUCUUACGCUGGCAUCACAAUGGAAGAGCCAGUUUGAUGACUCAGAGGACACUACAGAUAACGAAUGGAACAGAGAACCACAGUCGCAACCCAAUUUGGAGCAAUUGAUUAAACUGGAUAUUCCAUUGCCCUUAAAUGAAGCCAAGCAUUUUUGCCAAAAUGUCGUCACUGAUACAGGCAUAUUAACUAAACCUCCAAUCGAAGGGAACGAAAAACCGAAAAGAUAUACAUUAAACAUAACUGGAAUCGAGAAUUAUGAAGCGUUGAGAAUCUCCAUACCGCACUGUUGGUCUGAGCCUGCAAUGGGUAAUGUAUUACGUAAAGACUUGGAACCACCGGCUGUGCAACAAGCAGCAUUUGAUGACACAGUAUAUCGCAUGGACAUAGCAAGGAAUGUUUGUGUUCGAGAAACAUAUUCAGAUAUCACUCCAUUGGAUAAAGCUAAGCCUGCCACUUCUUUAGUUUCAAGGGUUGUCCUUCCUUCCCCUUUUAAAGAGGACGCCACGUUUCAGUUAAAUACUUCAAAUAAUAGUCAAGCUAAAUUGAAACAUCGAAGAAGCCUUCCUAACGUGUCGGUUGCCGAUUUAUUUGACGACCAACCGAUUCAUUCGAAUUCUGAUGCAAUGUUGGCUGAAGACGCCAAUAAACCAUGGAAAGUACAGACAAUGGCUUGCCAAAGAAGUAAUGUAGCUUUAAGUUCAGCAGUCCAAGAAAACAACGGUUGUAUAAGUGGCCGACUGGAAAUUCGUGUUAUCCCAAAAGAGACCUCUCAUCUGGACGAUUCUGUUUACUAUGAUGCGCUGGCACCUAUUAAAAAUACUACAACCGCAAAUCCAGACCCUGGCAUUUCUGAUAAAGCAAAUAUUUUCUGUGAUGAAAUAGAAGAAAAUGCUGCAGUGAUAGCUUUACCAUCAAAUACGGCGAACAAAUGUAAGAAACAAACCUACACGGACAAAACCGAAGCUUGUAUCGAAGCUAAUCCCUGUAGCAUACAUGCUACCGGCGUCAAUAACCUGAAGAUAAACGGAAAAAGUGAAACAUGCAAUGCGUUGAAUGAUCAACCAAAUUACAAAUCAGGUGACUACAAAACUCCGUUUACAGGAGGCAGCACUGACAGUUACAGGGAAACUGAUUCAGGAUGUGAUCUUCCGCUUUUAAAUCCCAGCAAAAUCCCAAUACGGCAGUCAAAAUGUGCAUCUUGGGCCGGUGCUGACACUACAGUAUAUUCAUCUAAGACACUGGAGCCCAGAGACGCCCUUCCGGAAAUUCCCUUCAAUCCCCAAACAAACACAUACUCCACUGCUUUAGAAUAUCCUCCUAAUAUAACGGAUCUUACCCCAGGUUUACGUCGUCGAAGGGAAUCUGCUGAAGGAAAGUAUGUCACAGAUCAAACGCAACUGCAAUUAAAAUUCCAAAGACCUCGAUCACGAACUUCCAGCAGGACCCGUGGCAUUUCCAAUACAAUGUUAGGAAAUUUUGAUGAUAACAAUACUGUUAGCGGGGAAAAACAAAGACUUAUCGGGACCCAAGUUGUUCAAAACGAAGAAUCAAAUAAUGUACCAACGAGUAUAUAUUCCGCUGAGCUACAAGAUAAAUGCAACAUUUCACCACCACCGGGAGAUCCAAAAAUUGAAAACAGCGCGCGCCUUCGACGUUAUAGGCAUAACUUAGAAUAAAUAAAUACCUUCAAGUCAGCAGCAAAGUAAAUUGCUCUUGAGAACAGUCAGUUAUGAUAUUUUGGAUCUAAGCUAUAUUUGGGUCCUAAGUUAAACUCCUAUUUUUCAUACAGCUGUUUGACAAACGAAACCAGAAGCAUGAACAUCUUGAUUUAUUUUUUGAGUGUAAACCAGUAUUCUGCAACAUUUUAUCUUUUCUACAGAACUAAAAUGUGAAUUAUUGUUAUAUAAAGUACCUAUACCCUUUCUCGUAGAUGAAAAUUGCAUACUUGAUUCGUCGAAAUAAUGCAAACGGAAGAUGGCAGCGUUCCCAACCUAUAAAGUGAAUAAUUUUUCCGUCUGUCUGUCCGUAUAAGCGAUAUUAUAAUGCAUACAGAUUCUAUGGAUUUUUCAGAAGCGGAAAAGAACCUUACUAAUAUCAAAUUUAUUUCCAAAGGUAUUACUCACUAUUUUAAAACGUGUCGGUGUCAGUGGCUUCGUUUGUUCCCAUGCCAAUGAAUGUGACGUUCUACAAAACUAUUUGGAGCUGGUUCUCAAACUUUCGGAUGGGCAGUGCUAAUAAAACCUAUAUAUCUCAUUGGUUGAGUUGAACAAAAGUUAGGUUUUGAAGGCCUGAGUUAAAUUACAAAUUUUGAUAUUAUUAAAGGUGCAACCAAUAAGGCAAUAAAAGAAUAAUCCGUCAAACUUGUUGUGUUUGGUAAUUGACCAAAAUUACUAUUCUAAAAAGUUAUUUGAUAUAAAUGUCUUAAAAUAUGAAUUUCUAUUCAAUUUUCUUAAAAAAUUCUUAUAAAUACAUUUUUAUUUUUAUAAACUUUUUAUAUCAUUAAUUUUUUUUUUAUAAUUUCUUUAAAUUAUAAACAGAAAGGCUGAAUCGCUUUUGAGUAGUAUUCGCGCUCUUAGGUAAUACUAAACGAAUUUUGCGUUACCCGAUUUCUUUGGAACCAAAUAAGCAGACAUUGCUAUAUUAUCUUUAUAAUAUUGUUCUUGUAAACAUUGAAAUAUAAUUUAAAAAUAUAGAUUUUAAGCAAACUAAAUUUUUGUACAGAAAAUAUUGAUUGAGGCAGAAUAUUGAGAUUUUAAAAUAAAUUGAAUUUAAUUUCGAUUGUUUUUAUGAAAUGAAAUAAUUUACUUGUCAAAUGGCUGUAUCUCCAAAACGAUAGAGAAAUAAUUAAUGCUUUAUGUCAUAAGAAAUAGGUUAACAGAGGCUCCUCGUAUAAUUUAUGUUAUCAAAGAAUGAUUUAUUCAUACAAAUUCAGGCCAUUAUUUACAAUUAGGAAAUACAUUUACCAAUUAAGAAUAACCAUACAAAACAUUUUUGAGGCCUCAACCGUUUUCUCUACUAGCUAAAUACCAUAUGUAAAAUUAUAAUUUAUUAUUCAUGGAGUAAGGAUAUAUUGUUGUAAUCAAGUUCAAAUAAUCUAGGAAAGGAGAAUUUUCAGUUAUUACUAAUGCUACCAAUCAUAGAAUCCUCCAUUUGUUUUAAUUUGUACUUUGUUAUUUAGUUAUACAUGCAUCAAUUUGCAAUGCUCCAGUUGUAAUUUUAAUUUUAGGGAUGAGUGCAAGUCUUGUUUUCCCCGAACUUUACGAAGUGCUUUCUAUGAAACUAAGUUUUUAAACUUUUUAGUAUACAAAAUAUAAUAUAAUAUCGUUAUUAAUUUAUUGUAUAUAUUACGCUAUUAUUGCAAAUGUAACAGAUGUGGCUAACCUCAAUAAAGUGUAAUAUUAACUCUGAUAAUUCUGCUUCGGCAUGAAAAAAUA
Molecule: messenger RNA, 6118 nt
Organism: Drosophila biarmipes
Lineage: Eukaryota; Metazoa; Arthropoda; Insecta; Diptera; Drosophilidae
Gene: Asator
Product: tau-tubulin kinase homolog Asator
Exons: 14
Coding region: 101-4360 (1419 amino acids)
Biological process (GO): peptidyl-serine phosphorylation; signal transduction
Cellular component (GO): nucleus; cytoplasm
Molecular function (GO): protein serine/threonine kinase activity; ATP binding
Source: RefSeq, a predicted model, not a curated record